This is a messenger RNA of Lycium ferocissimum, 399 nucleotides long. RefSeq lists its product as uncharacterized. NCBI's taxonomy places the organism in Eukaryota, Viridiplantae, Streptophyta, Magnoliopsida, Solanales, Solanaceae. The record is from RefSeq and is a predicted model, not a curated record. Bases 1 to 399 code for a protein of 132 amino acids. The transcript has a single exon.
AUGUAUGCGGACCGGAAGGUUCGAGACUUAGAGUUUAUGGUGGGCGAGAAGGUGCUUCUGAAGAUCUCACCCAUAAAGGGUGUUAGGCAAUUUGGGAAGAGGGGCAAGUUGAGCCUGAGGUACCUUGGCCGAUUUAAGGUUCUCCGUCGAGUCGGAGAUGUUGCUUAUGAUUUGUCUUUGCCACCAGGCCUGUCAGGUGUUCAUCCAGUUUUUCAUGUGUCCAUGCUGAAGAAGUAUCAUUCUGAUGGUUCUUAUAUAGUUUGUUGGGAUUUUAUUUUGCUUGAUAAAAGUCUGUCUUAUGAGGAGGAGGCUAUAGCGAUUCUGGAUAGGCAGGUUAGGAAGCUGAGGUCGAAAAUAGAUUGCUUCAGUCAAGGUUCAGUGGAAGCAUCAUCCCGUUAA